Messenger RNA from Xenopus laevis (African clawed frog), 1705 nucleotides. It is a transcript of the gene commd5.L, whose product is annotated as COMM domain containing 5 L homeolog. The transcript has 7 exons. Gene Ontology annotation, cellular component: nucleus. The record is from RefSeq and is a predicted model, not a curated record. Bases 592 to 1266 code for a protein of 224 amino acids. NCBI's taxonomy places the organism in Eukaryota, Metazoa, Chordata, Amphibia, Anura, Pipidae.
UCAUGCUGUGAUACUGUGAAGAACCACAGUUCCCAUAAUGCACCUGUAUGCUAUGUGCUGAAGUUGUCGCGUGCUAAGACGCCUUCUGUGAGGAACGCACGAUACUACUGUGAAAAACUACAAUUCCCAUAAUGCACCUGUAUGCUAUGUGAUGAAGCUGUCGAGUGCUUAGGCACCAGUUUGUCUGCGAGGGAGACUGGGUGGCUCAUUAUAUUCAAAGUCAAGUUCUCCGACUUUAGAUUAACGAAAAUAAUACGCAGUCUAAAGAAAAAUACUUAAUAUCACUUGACUGUAAGAUUGAUGUAUGUAGGAGGAGUAAAUAGAAGUCCGGGUGACUGAUGCACUGUUGGGCAGAAGAAGGCACUACUUCUGUGAUCCAACCGCAAUAGAGGAUUGACAAAUCGAAAUAAAAUAAGCUAUAAGUAGUUUGGUCUGUAGGGGGAGCUGUAGAAAACAUUUCAUUCCUCUGGGCUAGGCUUUUGCGCUGUCUGUUUUCCGAUGUCUGUCACGUGAGCAGCAAUGUCAUGUGAGCUGGGACAGCUCUUUUCGUAGUGGGUAUGAGAGGUUCCAUGAAGGGGUAGUGGGGAGAAGAUGGCAACUGUUAGAUCUGUCCAUCCUUUCUCCUCCUCAGCUACAUCCUUAAAUAAUGACAGGACCAGUUACCUGGGAGCCCGGAUUCCCCCUGAGGUGGAGGCUAUGGCAAAAUAUAUGAAGGACCUGGACAAAGAUAUAUUUAGGAAAAUCCUUAAAGCUGUGGUAGAAGCCUUGGAGGGAAAGGACAGUCGAGAAACCUUACAGUUGAUAUUAGAAAAUACCUUAAUGUCAGAAGAGAAGCUAAGUUUUCUUAUUUCUGGGGCAUACACCCUGUUGAAAGUAGCCCUAAGGCUUCCAGUAUCAACACUUAAACAGGAGGUUUUUAAGGAAGACUUGAAAGAGCUCAGGAUCCCAGAGGAUUUUAUAGAAGAUUUUGCCAACAUAGUGUAUGGAAACAGGAGACCAAUUCUUGAGAAUGCGGCUUUGAAAAAAGGUGUUACAUUGCCAACGUUAGAGGAUAUCCGAUGGAGAGUUGAUGUGGCAAUUUCUACAAGCUCCCUCUCCCGAGCCUUGCAGCCUUCCAUUUUAAUGCAGCUCAAACUCUCGGAUGGAAUUUCUCAUCGUUUUGAGGUUCCAGUAGCCAAGUUCCAGGAACUAAGGUAUAACAUUGCUCUAAUACUGAAAGAGAUGAAUGAUUUAGAGAAAAGAAGUAUUCUCAGAAUCCAGGACUAAUUCUGUCUCCUGUGGAAUCCCGACUUUGCCAGUCAUUCUAACAAAUAUCUUCUGCCUUGCUGUAAUAUAUAUAUAUAUAUAUAUAUAUAUAUAUAUAUAUAUAUAUAUAUAUAUAUAUAUAUAUAUAUAUAUAUAAUUCAACAGAGAAGGUCCGCACUCUCAGGUCUUAAAAGUAAAAAAAUGGUUUAUUUUAAAAAGACUAACGUUUCGGCCUCUCCGAGGCCUUUCUCAAAGUACAGACAUGUAUACAAUGAAGGCUUUAUAUACCCUAGAUGGCGGGAAAGGCUAAUUGGCUGACAGCAUCAUCAUCAUCAUCAUCAUCACUAUGCGUCAAGUACUAUAGUUGUUAGGAUACACAUGUAUAACACAUUAAAAUUCAUAACACUUUUAAGUUAAAACCCCAAUUCCAAUGAAUAAGGAAAUAAAAAAAUAUACUAUG